AUGUCAAAGUCUGGACACGAUGCCGACGUCGAGCUCAGGACCUCCGAAGAUGCUGCUGAAUUCCUCGAAAUUGACCCCCUGCACGGCGGAGACGGCGACGACGCUGUCGGUGGAGUCGAGGCUUUUGCGGCAGAGUACCAUCUCACUGACGAGCUAGACGUGUUGUGGAAGGCGGCGAUACUACUCCAACAUGGUGGUGGUGUAGAUGACGAUGCCGACGUUGACGGGCUUGCGGUCGCAGACUUGGCCGCAUGGCGGCGCGAACGUAGUCACAAAUGGCAUCAGCCGAAGAUGCUGUACUUUGUAAUGUUCUGCUGCUCGCUAGGUGCGGUAGAGCAGGGAUUCGGGCAGACCAGCAUGAACGGCGCGAACCUGUUCGUAAAGGAGGCACUACAUGUCGAUCCUGCCCAGCUCGGCCUCAUCAACUGUGGUCUGUUCCUCGCCCAGUCACUAAUUGGCUCAUGGAUGGCUCAACCGGUCAAUGACCGCAUUGGCCCUCGGGGAGCAAUCUUUGUGGCGACGUUGCUCUGCUUUAUUGGUAACGCCUCGUCAGCGCUCAGUGGAUCAUGGCCCGUCCUUCUCGUCGCUCGCGUCGUACUGGGCAUUGGACUCGGACUAAACGCAAGUACUGUUGCGGUCCUGGCCGGCGAGUCUGCACCAGCAUCGAUUCGAGGCGGGCUUGGGGUGAGCUGGCAGAUGUUCACGGCUUUCGGCAUCUUUCUCGGUUGUCUCGCUAAUGCCCUGCUCAAUGGUCAUGCCGCGGACGUGGUAUGGCGGCUGCAGCUGGCUGCGCCUGCCAUUCCGACCGUACCGUUGCUCGUGCUCAUCUUCGUCUGUCCAGAAUCACCGUCUUGGUACAUCAAUCGCGCGCACUAUGGUAAAGCCUUUGCUGCUCUCACGAAGUUACGCAACACCAAGCUUCAGGCGGCCUGUGAGCUGUACGCACACUAUGUUGCUAAGCGGGAGCAGACGAAGGUCUCCGCAGAUGGCGAACAUGCAUUGUGGGCCUUGAUCAGAUGCAGUGACAUUGCUGACCCAAUCCAAGAGUCUGAGCCUGCCACCUUUGCUUCAAAGUUGGCCUCGCUUCUCACAGUGCCGAGGAAUAGACACGCCGUCUAUGCCUCAUACAUCGUCAUGAUCACUCAACAACUCUGCGGCAUCAACAUCAUUGCAUUCUACUCCUCGACCAUAUUCUUGAGUUCUGGCUUCCCAGCUGCUGCAGCUCUUUGGGCCUCCGUCGUCUUCGGUAUCGUCAACUUUUUAGGCGCAUUCCCAGCCAUCUGGACCAUGGACGCCUUUGGACGCCGGAGACUUCUGCUGUGGACAUUGCCACCGAUGGCAGUAACGAUGGCUCUCGCCAGCCUGACUUUUGGGCUCUCGCACGGCAAGGCACAGCUGGUCCUACUGGCAGGUCUGAUCUACCUCUUCUGCGCCUUGUACAGCCCAGGAGUUGGCCUGGUCCCUGUUGCCUACUCCGCUGAAGUCUACCCCCCAACGUCCGCGAGGUGGGCAUGA
This is a messenger RNA of Saxophila tyrrhenica, 1515 nucleotides long. RefSeq lists its product as uncharacterized. Bases 1 to 1515 code for a protein of 504 amino acids. The transcript has 4 exons. The record is from RefSeq and is a predicted model, not a curated record. Gene Ontology annotation, molecular function: transmembrane transporter activity. Gene Ontology annotation, biological process: transmembrane transport. Lineage: Eukaryota; Fungi; Ascomycota; Dothideomycetes; Mycosphaerellales; Extremaceae. Gene Ontology annotation, cellular component: membrane.